Acanthoscelides obtectus is the source of this 5362-nucleotide messenger RNA. Lineage: Eukaryota; Metazoa; Arthropoda; Insecta; Coleoptera; Chrysomelidae. The record is from the annotation of a GenBank genome assembly.
GCUCCUUAAAUCUGGUUUUUCUUCCAGCUUUUCAGAUUCUUGGAACUCCAUUUUCAUCUGGUUAACUGUAUCUGCUGUCGAGUGAGCUUCAAGUCCAGACUCUAAUUUCUCUUCAACUUUAAUUCUAAAAUGUUGGUUUGAAAAUACACCGUCGAAGCUUACUGUCAAAAUCAUCUGUUAAAAUUUUGUGAGUCACCCGUCAUUGAACAUAUAACAUUAACAUUUACAAAAAUUCUUCAUCAAAUUGAGUAAAGACCAAGGAAAAAAUAUAUGUGAAAUAUAUUUUGAUCAAAAGAAGAAUAUCGCAAUUGGAGAUACAUAAGCCACAUUCCAAAAAUGUUUGCGCGUACGGGAAACUUUGAUAAACUUCUCGAGAAAGCUACUAGUCAUCUGUUGAUGGACCCCGAUUGGGUGUCUACAUUACAAAUAUGCGAUUUAAUAAGACAAAACGAUGUGCAGCCGCGAUAUGCUCUGGCUGCUUUGAAGAAAAAACUGACCAGUACUAAUCCGCAUUCGGCUUACUAUGCUCUUCUCGUUGUUGAGAGCAUGGUUAAAAAUUGUGGUCCUGUUGUCCACGAGGAAUUGACAGCAAAAGCUUUCUGUGAUUUUCUGCAUGAUUUAGCAAAAACAACUGUUCACGAGAAUGUUCGCACAAAGCUGUUAGAACUCAUACAAGCCUGGAAUUUUGCAUUCAGAAAGAAUCCUAAGCACGGCGCUCUAAAGGAUUUGAUGGCAGCCAUGAAAGCAGAAGGAUACAAGUUUCCAGUUCUGCGUGAAUCUGACGCGAUGUUCGCCGCCGAUACGGCCCCAGAAUGGGCGGACGGCGACGUUUGCCAUCGUUGCAGGGUUCAGUUCAACAUCAUCCAGCGCAAGCAUCAUUGCAGAGCUUGCGGUCAGGUGUUCUGCGGGCAGUGCACGUCGAGGAGUACUACUUUACCGAAGUAUGGAAUCGAGAAGGAGGUCCGAGUUUGUGAUUCCUGUUUUGAGCAAGCCACAAAGCCAUCUACUACUAAGCCAUCAAAAGCUGACACGGAGUUGCCUCCAGAGUACUUGAAAAGUUCACUAGCGCAGCAAAGUCAGGUACUUCUAUGCUCACAAGAACCACCAAAAAAGAGCGAAGAAGAGUUGAGAGAAGAGGAGGAGUUGCAACUAGCAUUGGCUUUAAGCCAAUCGGAGGCUGAGGCAAAAGAGAAAGAAAAGCAUAAAGGACCCACAAGCAUACUUAGUUACAAAGCGCCUACUGAAGCAGUGACAGAACGUCCUGUGACACCCCGUGAAGAGGCUACUGCAAGCAGCAAUCCUGAACUGGACCGAUAUCUGAACCGAUCGUACUGGGAGUCACUACAUUCGAGCGGUGGUGGUACUACCUCGGACGACCAAAAGGGAGCGCCCGCAAGUCCUUCAGCUCCAAUGGCUGCGAACGAGGUGAGUUAUUCAGUUCACACCGUAGCCGAUGUUGAUUUGGAAGAAUUCAUCAAAACAUUGAAGAGCCAAGUUGAAAUUUUCAUAAAUCGGAUGAAAAGCGAUUCCAGCAGAGGAAGAUCUAUAGCCAAUGAUACAAGUGUACAGACGUUAUUCAUGACAAUCACAGCAAUGCACUCGCGAUUACUGACCCAUAUUCAUGAACAUGAUGACGCUAGAGUGCAUUUUGAAAGGCUACAAGAUAAGCUUACACAGGUGAAAGAUGCGAGAGCAGCUUUGGAUGCUUUGAGAGAAGAACACAGAGAUAAAUUGAGGCGAGAAGCUGAAGAGGCCGAGCGCCAAAGACAGAUGCAAAUGGCGCACAAAUUGGAAGUGAUGAGGAAGAAGAAACAGGAGUAUUUACAGUACCAAAGACAGUUAGCCUUACAACGAAUUCAAGAGCAGGAACGCGAGAUGCAGAUGCGCCAAGAGCAGCAAAAACAGCAGUACUACCUUCCGGCUGGCCCGGUAACAGCCACUGCUCAGUACGGCUCGUACAUGGGCUCGCCGGUACAUGCCGGAACCGCGCCUCAACAGUUCGUACCGCCGAAUAGUGCGCCGCCUGUGGGGGCCGGCUAUCACUCGUUCCCUUAUCCCCAGCACAUGAUGCAGCCACCGCAGAGCGCGCCGCCUCAGAUGAGCGGCCAGCAAGGUAGUCUGAAUUCCCAGUCGCUGCCCCACCAGAUGCCGGGGGCUCCUCCAGGGUUCCCUCAGGGCGCGUCGCAUACCCAGUUACCCACCAAUCCGCAAUUUCAACAGGCGAUGAUGGGUCAGCACGGCAUACCACCACCACCCGGUAGUCAUCAUGGAAUGCCGACGCCUAGUAACCAGCAUCAGAUGCCCCCGGGACAAGGAAUGCCCUCUGGUCAACAGGGAAUGCCGCCUAAUCAACAGGCUAUGCCUCAACGAAUGCCUCAGAUGGUGCAAGGCCCUCCGGCAAUGGGAGUUCCCCCACAAGGAGGCAUUCCGCAGCCGCAGGCAGUGCCUCAGGCGCAAAUCCCCGGACAGGUUCCGGGACAAUUCCAACAACCUGGGCCCCCUCAGCCUAAAGAAGAGGCACAAACAGCAGAGCUAAUCAGUUUCGACUAAGGUGAUAUCUAUAAACGCUAUAAAUUAUUUACUAAAUUGUAUGUUUAUCUUUGAUAUGGAUGGAAGCAUGCAAUAUGCACGCACAGUAGAGGAAAUUGAGGUAUACAAAUAAACUUAGUCUCAGCCAUAGAGAAAUAUGAAUAAUGAAUUGCGGUAUGAAAUACAGGGGGUGUCCAGUGGGAAAGUUCAGUUUUUGAGUAAAGCAAAAAAUACAAACUUAAUGUAAAAGAAAAUAUUUAUUACUAUCAACAUAUUCUUAAAAUCGGCGGCUAUUAUUUUUUAAAUAUCAUUCCGUCCAAAUGUUUGCCAUCGCUUCGGACACGCGCGCGCAAAUUCUGAAACACUCUCUUACAAAUUAGUUCAUUCGGAAAAGUCGGUGAACGCCAAACUGGCAAGCGAGCUCAGGGGUCAAAAUUCAACUGGACUAUUACUGAAUCACCCCACCAUGUAGUAAGAGAUCGUCUGUCUACGCAUUUUAGCAAAAAAAUUGCAAAGACCUUUUUUGAUGUCCCAAAAAUUAGAAAAAUGUACGUUUAAAAAAAACCCAGAUAUCCUCAGCUGUUUCAGCGAAAAAGAGGUUUUUUGGUUUUUUCACUGUUUUACAAAAAAAACGGCUGGUUUCCGGAACACCAAAUUCAUACAACAAUAUUCGCAAUCCUUCACUGGACUAUUGUCUUUAAGCUCCUCCAGUGUUCGUGGAUUAUUGGAAUACACUUUUGACUUUAGAUAAUUCCACAAAACAUGAUCGCAUGGCGUGAGGUCGGGUGACCUAGGAGGCCAGUGCAUGUGUCUCCAAACUUCGAUAUAACUUUUUGAGGAAAAAGUGCGUUCACCGUGUCCAUCGAUUCUCUGGAAGUAGGGGCAGCGGCCCCAUCCUGUUGAAACCAUGUGUUUCUGUUAAAGCGACGUUCUGUUCUCACAAUAGGAGCAAAAAAAGUGUCAAUCAUGUCCAUUGUAUCGCUCAUACCGUUUCCAUCUUCAAAGUAAUACGGCCCAAUAAUACCGCUAGAGGAUAUGGCGUGCUAAACAGUCACCUUUGGACUAUUAGCUGUUGUUGAUAUCUCUCUUUUAAGUUUGUUGGUACCCAAUAUCUGCAAGUUUGCUUGUUCACAUAACCGUCUAAGUGGAAAUGGGCAUCGUCACUGAAAACGACGUUCGGAGAUCUGCGCUGUGUAGGAAAAAAAUUCAACAUCCGUUCAGCACAGUACGUAAUCACUUUCCUUUAAAGCAUGGACUGAUUGGAUUUUAUAAGGAUGAAAAUAGAGUUUUUGCUUCAGUAUGCCAGGAUGCGGAAUGUUUCCGUACAGAACGCCGAGGAUUAGCAAUGACCAAAUCACUUACUCCACGCACAUUUUCAUACAGUAGGUGUGGGGCCUGUUUCACGGAACAUCGUAAUCCACUUUUCCAAUAGGUUCUUACUUGGGGCGUCUCUAGGUCGGCGAAUGUUGUAUCGUGUACAAAAUUUCCGAAGGGCAGCUGCGUAUGAAUCACCAAGUCAGCCUCGAUAGCAAAAGCACGUUGCGCUCCGGUCCAACGUUCCAUUGUGACUAUUUAACCCGCCGCCGAACGCGUCGAUCAAGACCUCUCCGCACUUCCGCGCGUAUACGGUUGUCGCGUAAUUCAAAUUUGAAAUCUGAACGUUCCCACUGGACACCCUGUAUUAAUUAUUCAUUACAGUUUUAGUUUCAUUGAUUUGCGUCAUGUAUGCAGCAAAUUGGAAAAACUGAACAACAGAUAAUCAUGACGUCAGCAUAUUUAAAUGAUUUCUCGUCGAGAAAACUUUGAGUUUUCUAAAAAUUGUGAUUAUUAUGUGAUUGCUUGUAUCUCUGAUGCGAUUGGGGUAGAUUUAUGAAUUUUAUUGCAUAAUACAAUCUAAAAUAAUCUCUAUCAAAAUUCAGAUUUUUUUAUUUUGGGAACUGGUGUUAUUGUAGAGCAUUUCAAAUUUUCAGGAAAAGAACUGCUUUUCAGUGAACAAUUGAUCCAAUUUAAUACAGGAUGAUAAAACUUUUUUCCAUAAAUUUCAAAUUGAUUUUAUAUUUCGUUCAUGACUUACCAGUUAAAGUUUGAUAUUUUCUGUAGGUUUGAGUGGACUGCGAAAUACUGUGUAAUCAUAAUAAGAUUGCGAAUUAUUUUCAAUUUUUGUGGUUCUGCAUAUUCUAUUCCUAAGGGCCGUAUCGUCAGUCGUUUCUACUAUUUUAUGAUGGCUUUGCGUCUUCCUUGAUUUUCAUAGUAUUUUCUCUCUCACAUAACCUCAAAAUAGAGCACUGACACGGAACAUUAGAGAUCUAGAAAUACCCCAGUCUUUCUGAAGGACAGGAAAAACUAUGAAAAUCAAGAGGGCUAUAAAGGUUCCUACAAUAAUUUAUUGGUAUAUCCAUGGUUUGCAAACUUUAUGAAUGUAUGUUUACAAAGGAAUUAAUAGAGGUGCCCUACAGCCUUGAGUGAUUUUCUUAAAAUUCGUAACAAAUACGUUGCCAAAUAAACGAGCGAAAACAUGAAAUCUAAUCAUUAUUACCAGAUCUUAUUGCAACAAAAAUUACAUGAUUUAAGUAUUCGCACUUUUGUUUAUUAUUCGACUGAAUGUGACGAGUAUAGGUAUUUCAUAAAUUCAAUCAGGUGUUUUUGAAUUAUUUUAGACAAUUCCAAAAUACUAAAUCCCUUGAAGAUUUACCAGAAUUUAUAGUUAUUUCUUUGAAACAAAUAUCUCAAAAUAAAUGUUGAUGAAAUAUUACAUUAUUUUUUUUCGCCAAAUAAUCUGUAUCAAUAACUUAUAUAAUGUUAAUAUUGAUAUUUCAUAAUCGUAUUUAUUUCA